AUGGCGUCUCACCAGCAGACUAGGAUCCAAGCCUACCUGGAGAAGAAUAAGAUCGGUCCCCUUUUCGAGGAGUUGAUGACCAAGCUGAUAACGGAGACACCUGACCAGCCAAUCCCAUUUCUAAUUGAUCACCUUCAGUCCAAGCAGGGAAACCGUGGUCAGCUGCAGAGAACAUUGUCUGGCUCUGCUGCCCUCUGGGCAGAGAGUGAAACAUCAGAAAAUAAAGGAACAAGAAGAGAUUUUAGAAAUUAUGAAAAGCCUUGGCAGGUAAAUGCAAAAAAGCCUAAAAAGUCAAAGAGCGACCUUGCUGUGUCCAACAUUUCUCCACCAUCACCGGAGUCCAAGUCAUUGCCAAGGUCAAUAGAGCAUCCUAAAUGGGAUUGGAAGACAAAACCGGAGAACCAUGAUUUUGAUGAACUAAAUCAUAUUCUUCAAGAGAGCAAAAAGCUUGGAAAAGCCCUUGAGAAUCUGUCUCGCAGCAUUGCUAUUUCUGAUGAACUCGAUAAGGACACAGCAGGUUUUAACACCCCCCUUCUCAGACCUCGUGUGAUUGGAGAAUGGAUUGGCCGUGAAGAGAAUGAUGCAGACCCUCUGGCUGCUGAGAUGCUGCAGCCACCAAUACCAAGAAAUAAAAAUGAUCAGUGGGACAGCGAGGAUAGCAGCAGUCCUGGAGGAAGCUUAAAAAUGGAGCCAAAGACCAAAGGAUUAAAACAUCAACAGCAGCAACAUAAGAAACUGCUGGCUGCCAUGCUUUCUCAGGACUCCUUUGAUUCUGCUCAAAGCACAGCUCCAUCUGUAACUGAAGAAGACAUUGACAAUGAAGAUGAUGCAAUGGAACUACUGGAGGAUCUUGAUGAUCUCAGAAUGGAAGGAGUAACGAGUGUGGUGUCUUCUGGGAGCAAAUUCAAUCAAACCCGAAGUGCUCAUACGGCUGAGCCUCAAGCAAAGGUCACAUUGAAUAUAUGUGCAAGAUGUGCCAGAUUGCAAGGAGAUAAUUUGGCAGAAAGGCCAGAAGAUGUCUCCAUGGUAUCUCAGACAUCUGAGCCAGCAGUGUCAGACUCCGAUGCUCAAGUACCUGGGGUUGAAACACUCACAGAAGAUAUUAAUGAGUUUCAGAGUGCUUCUCAAGUGGCAGCAUCUUCUCAGACAGUUUGGACCUUGGAUGCCGUGACUGUCAGACCUGGAGGUUCCCCACGGCAGAAACUCCUAAAGGACUCCUUAGCAGCAAAAGAGCUUCAGACCAUGGAAAAACACCUAGCUGACAUUGAGAAGGACCUCGCACUGUGGGAAGAAGCAAGGCUCUCAAGAAGCCCUGGUGUCCAGCAUCCUAGUGUAGUUACAUCUGACCAUCAAGGCACUCUUCAAGCUGCACAGGGCCAAACCCCAAGGCCUCAGGUGCCAACUCCGACAGGGAAGAACAUUCAGCUCCAAGGAAACAAAUCGCCACCGCUGCCCCCUAACAGCAGAACACAGGUCUCCAGUGUCACAAGCAGCAGUGCACAAACCAACCGGCCAUCAACUCCAGGAAGCAGACCUAUGACCCCAAAUAGCUUGUUGUCACGGCCUCUUACCCCUAGCAACCAAGGAAAUAGGGAAAGUAUUAUUAGCAUUCAAAGAAGCAGAUCUUUGUCAUCUAAGAGCCAAAUGGGGAGGACCCUCAGUGCUGCUUCAGGGCUUUCUGUGCAAGUGAGUGGAGAUGUUGUUGGAACUGUCACUACUCAGAGAAACAGUUUAUCAGAAGAUGAAUUCUUACAACAGCUUCAACUUGCUCAUCAACCUUGGAUAUUGCCAAGUGACACAGAAAGUGAAGGAGUAGAAGCUGACCAAGACAAAUGUAAGUAUAUGUGUAAGGACCAGAUAGUAUGUCAAAUAUUAUCAGAUAAUAUGUCAAAACCCCUCAACUUUACUUCUGUUUUCCAUAUCUUCAAAUACUGUGGAGAUGUCAUGCCUGCUCACAGGAGCUUUUCCCACAAGUGCCAAUUACUUCUUUGUCUUAGGGCUGAACCUUAUAGGAUUGAUUUGCAGAAGCUUUCCUGUAGUCACUGAACAAUAACAGAAUGAUCACAGAACAUUGUUUAUUUAAGCUAAGUGAAACAAUUUGUCCUGAUAUGUUAAAGUAGCUGUUCCAGAAAAUAACAUGAACUUGAAAUAGAUAAUCUGUUUAAUAAAUCUGUAUUUACCAGCAAAAAAAAACCCCAAACUCCAAACUUAAAAAAACUCCAGGUCUGAAAAAUAGAGCUUUCGUCCUUAGGUCUGUAACUCCAUUAUCUGUAUUUUGCUUACAUUCUUUUUAAUUCAUCUGUAAUAAUAAAAAAGUUCUUAAUCAUACAAGUAAUCCUUAAUAUCCUGAAUUUUUUGAAGUAUUUGUCUAAUUGUGGAAGUGAAGAUCAGCAAGGUCAGAGUCCAAAUGGCAGAACAAGUAACAGGCUAAAAAUUGCAAUAUUUUCAAAUUGUAGCAAACUUACCCUGCC
Molecule: messenger RNA, 2471 nt
Organism: Sturnus vulgaris (Common starling)
Lineage: Eukaryota; Metazoa; Chordata; Aves; Passeriformes; Sturnidae
Source: RefSeq, a predicted model, not a curated record